AAACAGGUUAAGCAGAAAGAAAUAGCCUGGUUGGAAUCAGGUGGGGGUCCCUUCAUUAUUCUGGGACCAAGAGAAGACCAGAUUCCUUCAUGUCCACAUCAGUUACCUCAGAGACAGCACCAAAGCAUCAGAACCCAAGGAAAAAGGGUGGGAAGAAGAAGGUGCCAGCAGAAGCUAUGACAGAUCAACAACCAAAAAAUUCAUUUGUCUCCACAGAAACUUCCUAUAGGCAGAAUGAUACAGAGAAAGAGGUCCCAGAGAGCAGCCUGUACUUGGCAGAAAAUGGUACAUGGUAACUCACUCUAGACUCCUUUGUAGAUAAGUGCAAAGGGGGUGGGGGGCCAGUCCUCUCAUGUCCUCAGAUGUUCACAUGCAAAUUCAAGGUAUAUGGGAAAUUUAUAGGAGCCCACAUGGCUCAGGUUGGUUCCUCCAAUGAUCACAUGGGAUCUUCUCUCCCUGCAGCUUCACAGGCAAGCUCUAGUGAUGCCUCUGGAGUGGUCAUCUCUAAGCAGAGAACUAGGAGAAAGAGGGGUCAGAGGAAAAGGAAAUUGGUGGAUGUGGAGACAGGUACAUGUCCUUCAUCUUCUCUCAUCUUUGUCCCUGCGAGAAGGGCCAGAUAUGGCAACAUCCAUGGUCACCUGGAUUUUGUUCCUGCAGUUGCCCAGAAAAGUAGCCUACAGGCCUCUAGCACAGCCCUCUCUGAAUCUGUCUCAGAGCUGAAGUUUUGCAGGAGGGGGAAAAAGAGGAGCCUAUGGACUGUGGACCAUAUCGAAGGGACAAAACUCUGGAUAAACAAGAAGAAAAGACCCAGUUACCGCCCUGAGGACCAAGAAGUCUUCUACCGACUUCUGGAAGAUCCUAUUAUCCAGAGCUUCUUGGCAGCUGAUAUUUUCCUCAAAGUGACUGACAAGUACCUCCUGUCCAUGGUGGUGGAGUACUUCGGUCGAGUCGGACUGCCUGGACGUCUCUAUAACAGGAUCCACUUCUUCCUGGCCCUCUACAUCGCCUGUGACAUGGAAGAGGAUGACUCCAUACCCAAGGGGAGCAUCUUUCAGUUCUUGCUGGGCAAAGAGACUUGGCAAGAUUUCUACAAGGAAUUUCUGAAACUGAAGAAGGAUUUCUUCCGGGCUAUGGGACACCGAGACUGGGUCACCCCAGAGUUGUGUGAGGAGAUCCAGAACCAGAACCCACACCACUGGGUGUGGAGCCGGGUACGCCAAGGCACCCCUUAGGUUCCCAGACCUGAGAACCAUCAGCAGGGUUGCAGAGCAUGGGGCUGCACUGGUCCAGGUGAGUCAGAUCCUGGCCAGGGGCUCGAAAGAGGUGAGUCACCUCUACCCUUGGGUCCCCGAAGCCACAUCCUGUGUUGUGUGGACACAGGAGGAA
Messenger RNA from Nannospalax galili (Upper Galilee mountains blind mole rat), 1386 nucleotides. RefSeq lists its product as uncharacterized. Gene Ontology annotation, biological process: positive regulation of cyclin-dependent protein serine/threonine kinase activity. Lineage: Eukaryota; Metazoa; Chordata; Mammalia; Rodentia; Spalacidae. The record is from RefSeq and is a predicted model, not a curated record. Gene Ontology annotation, molecular function: protein kinase binding.